This is a messenger RNA of Naegleria lovaniensis, 1377 nucleotides long. RefSeq lists its product as uncharacterized. Lineage: Eukaryota; Heterolobosea; Eutetramitea; Acrasida; Naegleriidae. Bases 1 to 1377 code for a protein of 458 amino acids. The record is from RefSeq and is a predicted model, not a curated record. The transcript has a single exon.
AUGCAUAACACCAUCAACCAUGCCAUUCUCGUUCAUGGUAAUAAUCAACUCGGGCAACUUGGUACAGGAGAUUUUACGAAACGAGAAAUUCCCACUAAGGUAGAAUUAGCACCUGGAUAUUCCGUUCGGAAAGUAGCCUGUGGUUUUGCUCAUACGAUUGUAAUGGUUGCUGAAGAGAAAUGUUGUUAUAGCCAUCGUCAUCAUCAUCAAUCUGACUUAAAUCAAGCGAUUGAACAACCCUGCUCAUUCGCCUUGAUGGGAUGUGGAACCAACUGCUGCUCCCAACUCGCGCAACCAGGAAGUGCCUUCAACGACACUGAAAUACCUCAUCUGAGUCCCAUUCAAAACUCAAAAUGCUUACAAGAGAUGAGAUCCAUACAUUGCGGAUGUAACUUUACCAUGAUUUGUUCAAAAGAUGGAAAAUCAUUGCAUGCCAUGGGUGAUAAUGCGAAUGGUCAGAUUGGAUUGAGAAAUUGGCUUGAAGUGAGCAUGCCAAAUUCGGUGCCGUUGAAAUCAUUGAGAAAUAACUUGACGAAUGAAUUCGAUACCAUUCUGAAAGUUUUCUGUGGUUAUGAUCAUACAAGCGUCCUCUGUGAGAGCGGAAGUGUGUAUUCAACGGGAAAGAACAAUUUUAGGGAACUUGGAUUUUCAAAUAGUGCCAUUCAAAAUGAUAGUCAAUACACUUUAACAAGAGUGGCUUGUUUGGAUACUAUAUUACAACCUACUGAGCGAGUGGAAAUGAUUGCAUAUGGAGAAAAUCAUUCCUUGUUGCUCAUACGGAAUGGAGAAUCGAACACAGAUCGAUUACUUGCGUGUGGAGACAACAAGUAUGGAGCUUGUGGACUUGGAACGUCGGUGCAUUUAGUACCAAGUUUUACCCAGGUUGACAUUGGCAACCAACAAACUGUACAACAAAUUUCCAAAAUUGCUUGCGGUGAAUUUCACAGUGCUGUUUUAACAGAACGAGGAGAUGUUUGGGUUACUGGAAGGAAUAGUGAAGGUCAACUUUCAUUUGGUAAUUUAGAUCACCGCUACAGGUUUACAAAAAUUGAUGUAUUUGGAUUAGCAAUUUCGGACAUUUCUCUUGGAAAUUCUCACUCCAUAUUUAUUAGUGCCCUUAAUCGACAAUUGAUGUUUGGAACAGGAGGUGGAUUUGAUCAUCCCAUCUCUCAAAAAUCCAGGUUGCAACGAAUAGAAUUUGGAAAGGAAAAUAACUACAUGCUAGUGAAUAGCGCAGCUUGUGGUGGGUUGCACACCGUUUUUUAUAGGGAUCAAGACGUGGAGGAUGGAAUAUCGUCCCAACUAAUGAAACGAAAAGUAUUGUCUUGCUCCAAAGGUAAUUUGUUGGUAGAUAUUGCCAUUCAUGCUACAAUUUGA